AUGGUAAAAUACGGUGCUCCUGUGGAACCUCCUUAUGUUCCUCCUCCUACUCCAGUCUGUAAACCUUCUCCAUCUGUUCAGACGCCUUCUCCUAUAGUCCCUCCUGGUUGCAUGUAUACUCCAGGAUCUUCUUCCUCUAUUCCUUUGCAGAAUUUCCCUGGUCCUGCAGAUUAUUGUCCUGAUUCUCAUGGUGUAAGACAUGUGUGGAAAGUCAAAUCUCCUGUCUUGCCCACAGGCCAACAAAAAGACAUUUCUCAAGCAGAAGCUGCUUUAAAUUGGCAGAAUGAGAAUGCCAUCGUUCAAAAUCAGUACCUUGAAUGUAUCCUUGCUUCUACACAGCACACCCAAGGCACUUUUCUUGAGGCCCAGUUACACAGUUUACAACAAGCUCCACCUCAAGCAGCAACAUCCAGUAGACAGCAACCUUUACCUCUGGCAGUUCCAAGUAUUUCAUCUCAAGAUCCUUUUUCCAUUUACGCUACCCUGGCUCCUCCAGUAGUUCCUUCUCCCAGAUCCUUCCCUUUUGAAGAACUGAAAGCUCUACAGCGUCAACAACGCAACCUGAAGAAUAUUGCUCCCAGGCAACAGCCCAGCAAAUUACCUUUGGAAAAACCUUUUCCUCCACCCUUUCAGCUUUAUCCCAUGACCGUAACCUACCCUGCACCAUCACCUCCUAUCCCUACCUAUCCAUCCCCUUCAUCCUCACCUCCUAAAACUAAAUCCAAACAUCCUCCCAUAGGUGCUAUAACCCCUUCCGGCAAUGAUGUGUUAUCUGACCUUCUCACCACCCUAGCCCUUCAUGACUCUCCCUCUCUUCUCUCUUUCAUGAAUACAGGUCCGGAGCCACCUCCUGUCCCUUAUUCUGCACCUCCGUAUGUUGAUGAAAUGGAUGGUGAUCAGGAUGACCCUAUGGUUCAUAAUCCUGAAAUUCCUCACCCUCCUCCUGGUCCAACCUAUGCCCCUUUUCAGAACCAAGAUCCCAAGCAGUUCUUUACCUUGGAUGAUGUCCCUAUUUCCAAAUGGGCUUCCAAUGUUUUGACUAAGUUUGUUGCUCGACUACAAGGCAAACUCCGAGAAUGGUACUUAGAUCUUGGUGGUUACAGACAAUUGCAACUUGUUCAACUCCCUGAAGACCACUUCAUCACAGUUCUAUAUCAAGAAUUUCUUGGUCCUGUCUUGAAUGAUAUUACAAAAGCUCGAGUUUUCUCUCAUGAUGUACACACCAAACCGGGCUCUGCCCAUAAUGCAUUAAUCAGGGCUUUAAAUAGCCAAAACUUACAAGACAUGUGGGACUAG
Macadamia integrifolia is the source of this 1296-nucleotide messenger RNA. RefSeq names its product leucine-rich repeat extensin-like protein 3. Lineage: Eukaryota; Viridiplantae; Streptophyta; Magnoliopsida; Proteales; Proteaceae. The transcript is spliced from 3 exons. Bases 1 to 1296 code for a protein of 431 amino acids. The record is from RefSeq and is a predicted model, not a curated record.